Drosophila takahashii is the source of this 1642-nucleotide messenger RNA. Its product is annotated as AH receptor-interacting protein. The record is from RefSeq and is a predicted model, not a curated record. Gene Ontology annotation, molecular function: peptidyl-prolyl cis-trans isomerase activity; protein binding. NCBI's taxonomy places the organism in Eukaryota, Metazoa, Arthropoda, Insecta, Diptera, Drosophilidae.
UAAACAGAAAGGAAGUUGAUUUUGAUUGUUAUUAUAUUUUUCCAAAAUAAACCGAUGCAAUCGCGCAGCCAGGCCGAGAUGAAGCCCAUUAGGAAGGAGGUCCUGAAUCCGGGCAAUGCCUACAUCGAGCUAACGCCGGGCACCAGGGUCAAGUUCCACUUCCAGACGCGCAGGGCCGGCGACAGUCGCAUCAUCGACGACAGCAGGAAGAUGGAGAAGCCCAUGGAGCUCGUCCUGGGCAAGAAGUUCAAGCUGGAGGUCUGGGAGCUGAUUGUGCAGCAGAUGUCCCUCAACGAGGUGGCCAAGUUCACGGUGCACAAGUCGCUCUGCGCCCAAUACCCUUUUAUAUCAAAGACCCUGCGCGACAUUGGCAAGAAGCCGGAGGAGCGACGUCACUGCUGCGGCAUGACGCUGCAGAACGAGGGCAUCGGGUACCCGGAUCUCGACGAUCUGCUCCAGCAUCCCGCCGAGCUGGAGUUCAUCAUCGAGCUCUUCUCCAUCGAGCUGCCGGAGCAGUACGAGAAGGAGCGCUGGCAGAUGUCCGACGACGAGAAGAUGCUGGCCACCAGCACGCUGCGCGAGCGUGGCAAUAAUUUCUACAAGGCCAGCCGGUUUACGGAGGCGGAGACCUGUUACCGCGAGGCGGUGGGCAUCGUGGAGCAGCUAAUGCUCAAGGAGAAGCCGCACGACGAGGAGUGGCAGGAGCUGGCGGCCAUCAAGACGCCCCUGCUGCUCAACUAUGCGCAGUGCCGGUUGAUAGCCGGUGACUUUUAUGCCGUCAUCGAGCACUGCAACGAGGUGCUCACCCUGGAUCCGCGCAACGUUAAGGCUCUGUUCCGGCGGGCCAAGGCGCAUGCCGGCGCCUGGAAUCCCCUGCAGGCGCGUCGCGAUUUUAUCGAUGCUUUAGCACUCGAUGCCUCGUUAAAAACGACCGUUUCGAAGGAACUGAAAUCGAUUGAGGAUCAACAGCAGGCACGUAACGUCCAGGAUCGCAUACACAUGCAGAAACUCUUCUAGAACAUAAGUUGCGUCAACGUGCUGCUCAUGCUGCUUGUCUAUUGGAGCAGCUACCUGCAGCGCUAGCAGUACCUGUACCUCUCCCUGCCGCCCAUCCUCAUGCUGGCCGUCACUGUGGCCCACAACCUCGUGCUGCUCUGCUCGCUGGCCAAUCUGUUCCUCUGCUGCUGGACGCUCAGGAAGCUGCUGCGGGCCUUGGCGAAGAUUUGAUGAUUUGACAGGAUAAGACGACAGCACAAUCAACUACGGUACCACAUGCAUUUCGGAGCCACUGCAAUAUAUAAUACAUAUACUCACUCACAUUCUCCUGCGGUGUAGGCUAAACUGUAUUGUAUUGUAUGUAAAUGUGCCAUCCAUCGAGUGCAAAAGCGUUUACCAAAACACACUAAAGUCCAUAAGUACGUUUGUAUAAUGUAUUAUGUGUAUAUCCCCCAUAUUUGCGAUAUUUACUCGUAGCUAGAAUCUAUUCUAAAUCUAGACAAAUUGUAUAAGGUGUAAUAAAUGUGCUUUUGAUGCUGUCUUAAAUGUUAAAUGUAGUUUAUUGUAUGUACGUGAGAAGGCCUAAUAAUAUGCAUUAGCAUAAGGUAUUUAAAGUGUAUAAAAUAAAUAUAUGUGUAGCCCAAAA